This is a messenger RNA of Fragaria vesca subsp. vesca, 519 nucleotides long. RefSeq names its product thaumatin-like protein 1-like. Gene Ontology annotation, biological process: protein phosphorylation. Bases 1 to 519 code for a protein of 172 amino acids. The transcript has 2 exons. Gene Ontology annotation, molecular function: ATP binding; protein kinase activity. NCBI's taxonomy places the organism in Eukaryota, Viridiplantae, Streptophyta, Magnoliopsida, Rosales, Rosaceae. The record is from RefSeq and is a predicted model, not a curated record.
AUGGGUGGGAGUCCUCUUCUACUCAAGAUCAUGAUCACCCUUUCUGCUUUCUUCUCAGAAACAGAGUCGACAUCUUUCGAGAUUGUGAACAACUGCAACUACACAAUCUGGCCCGGACUUCGCUUCACGCUCAGGAGCGGCGCGUCCUUCAACCUCUCCGUCCCCAAAUCCUGGACAGGUCAGGUGUGGGGCCGGACACUCUGCAACGAAUCCUCCACCGGAAACUUCUCCUGUUUCACCGCCGACUGCGGCACCGGAAAAGUCGAGUGCGACGGAAAUGGCGCCAUCCCGCCUGCUACUUUUGCUGAAUUCGAACUCAACAACUUCGGCUCCGGCGUGGACUACUAUGACGUCAGCCUGGUCACUGGGUUCAACCUCCCGAUGGUGGUGGAGCCUCGCGGAGCAGGCAGCAACCACUGCAUCUCUUCUGGAUGCUCGGCCGACUUGAACGGCGAUUGUCCCCAAGGAGCUGAGGUGGCGCGUGAGGGGGUAGCCGAAGGGGACCCGUGGCGUGCAUGA